Molecule: messenger RNA, 6696 nt
Organism: Anopheles bellator
Lineage: Eukaryota; Metazoa; Arthropoda; Insecta; Diptera; Culicidae
Gene: Cdk12
Product: cyclin-dependent kinase 12
Exons: 8
Coding region: 919-5361 (1480 amino acids)
Biological process (GO): protein phosphorylation; transcription elongation by RNA polymerase II; positive regulation of transcription elongation by RNA polymerase II
Cellular component (GO): cyclin/CDK positive transcription elongation factor complex; nucleus
Molecular function (GO): RNA polymerase II CTD heptapeptide repeat kinase activity; cyclin-dependent protein serine/threonine kinase activity; ATP binding
Source: RefSeq, a predicted model, not a curated record
GUUAGCCAACAAACGUACUAAUUAUUCGGGCGCUCGGCACGACGUACUAUUUUUUUCCGAGCCCUAUUAUCGCAACCAGGCACGGCUACCCAUAGGAACGAGGCAGAUCUUAUUGCCCGCUAUCGCCCCAUUGGCCCGUGAUGGUCGGAAAACUCGACCACGGUGCGGAAAACGGAAGGAAAACUAAAGUUCUGCUGUGGUUCCGUCCUGAAACACGCGAGUGAAAUCAUGUGCAUGUAAAGAAGAAAAAGGAGCGAAAUCUGCAGUGCAAUAGUUACGUAGUAAAAGAAGCGGCCGUACGUUCCUAAGACAGCUCGGCUGAUUGCAGGAGAAUGAAAACUGAAGUGUGAAAAAGUGAUUUUCCUGCGGACAGAGUGCGGAACAACGUGAGAAACACCACUUGGAUGUGUCUGUUCGGUGCACCACAACACGGAAAUCAACACAUUCGGUGCGUCACAGCGCCGCGGUAGCACUCGAUUCCAUUCGGGACAUUUACUUGGACAUCCACGUAAUGGUCGGGUCCUUUUGAUAAUCCAACUGGGCGUGAACGUUAUGGGACCCUUUCGCUCGUCGUAAACAAGCGCAGCUCGCAAGUCCAUAUAACGGGAUACCUACGCACCCUGUUUUCCAGCGGGGACUCCAGCAAAAGUCAUUUGCGUACUUUGACGACCGGGACAAGAGGUUGUAGAUGGGCUGUGAUGCAAAUGUCAGUUCAGUGAGACUAAACUAAACUAAAUAGAGUAGCAGAGGUACGGAGCCACACGCCACGGACACCCGAAACAGAUGGAACGAACGGAUUGAUGAACGAAUGCUACGAAACGGCUAACAGGAUAAAGAACGCACCACAGGCCGGGCGAAAGGCAGCCGCGACCGACUGAUGUAAUUGUUGUCAUCGGAUCGCAACGUUAUCAAUUGGCAAUGGAAAGGGAACGCGAGAGAGACCACGGUGGAAACGGUGGAAGUGGCGAGGGUCCCCGUUUAAAGCAUGCGAAGAAACAUUCACGGAAGAGUAGCAAAAAAUCGAAACGCAAACGGCGCACCUCAACGGACGUGGACGAUCUUUCGUCCGCAUCGUUUGGCGAGGAUACGGGAGGACGAGUGGUGUCCGUUGGGCGGACACGUAAAUCGGGCCGACCGAAAGUGUACGACGAUAGUAGUGGCGGGUUCGAGGACGUGGCGAUCGUUGAGUACUCCGACGUUAGUUCGGAUGAUUUUUCCGCCCCGGAAGCGGGGGAAAUAGAAACCGAUGUCACCGAUGCUGGCGAUCGAGGCGGUGGCCCCGAUGGCGAUAAUGGUGGAGGGUCGCCGCUGAGUGCCGAUGAAGUUGAUGAUGACGACGGCGCAAGCAAGCACCGUAGGCACAAAAGCCUGAAGCGCACGCAUCGCGAUGCAGGCGCCGAAUUGGCCAAACUGUCAAAGCGUUGGAACCGAUCCACAGAAAAGCGAAGCAAUACACCAACGUUGGACGAUGAUGCCGCCGGGAGCAAUCGCAGAGUCUUCAUCACUGGUAGUACAAUAGUUGCAACUUCAUCAAUCAGUAGCUCGUCCAGUCGGUCGAAACGGAUCAAUUCUAACUCGUCCGAUGCGUCAUCGAUGAAGCUCCACCGUAUGAAGCACAGUUCUACCAAGGACGAUGAACAACGGAGUCGAGCAAAGGUUCGUAGGGAAAAGAUGCAGGAGGCGAGUCCUAUGCUUGAGGAGGAUGAAGAGGAAGACGACGAAGAAGCUGCAAUGGAACGCGAAGACUACACGGGCGACGAUAGUAGGGCACAGGAUGCCAGAAACGCAACGAUCAAUGCCGUAGAGCUGGAGGAUGAGGACGACGACGAUGUUGAGGACGAUGAGGACGAAACGGCCGCUGCGUCUAGUCGGCGGCGAAAGAAAAAUAAAAAGGAAAAAAAACAUAAAAAGAACAAAAAGACUAAGAAGCGAAAAAAGAAGCAGCGCACCAAAUCCAUCUCAAGUGUAGAGACCAUAUCUGAAAGCGAAGACUCACUGCUGGAAUCGUUGACGCCACCAUUGAAGCAGUCAUCGCCCUACGGAGCCCCCGACGUUGGCCCCAAGUCCUAUACGCCAGUUCACAAUGAUAGCAGUCUCACCCCUGUGUCACCCGGAACCCCUCCUUUGUUAGAACUUCACCAUUCAACACGCCACUUGCUGAACAGUCCGUACGAUCGGGACGUAACGGUACGCAGUCACAGUUCUGUGGAACACGACCGCGAUCGUGAUCGCGAUCGAGACCGCGACCGCUCCUCGAACGCAACGGGCGGUAGUGGAAGUGUUAGCAGCCGCAAACUCUACAUCUCGUCGCCCCACACUCCGCCGGUCGCUGGCCAUAAAAAGGUUGUCUCUUCGUCUUACCAGGAGCGCUGCCAGCAACAUCUCGGGAGCCCUAUCGAUCUGGAUAGUCCUCCGCCAUCAGUACUGCACCACAGCAGAGGAGGUAGCUACCGAGAUAGCAGCAGGCGACGCAGUCAAUCAACCGAUCGAAGGCACACCCUCCGGAGGACGCCUUCGCCAAAUGGCAGACAUAAACCGUACACUCCGCCACCGUCGAAGCGCCGUCGUGAUCGGUCGCCGCCAGAGAAAGACUACUACCGGAAAGAUGGACGAAGCCACAGUAAACGAGAACGUGACUCUGACGACCGGGGGAGGGGAGGUGACACGCAGAAGCGAUAUAGUUUAAGAAGUCCGAGUCCGAGCAGCACUCGGCGAUCGCGAAGGACACCAUCACCGGUGGUGACAGGUGGUGCCGGUGGUAGUAGAUCCAGGUCUUCACGUAAAGGGUACUACAGUCCGUCGCCUGAUCGUGGAACCGGUGGUGGUGGUGGUGGGGGUAGUAGCUACUCAACGUCUCGUUCGCGGCAUCGCUCACGAAGCCCUCGUCGAUCGCCGCCUGCGUCCGCCAGCAAGCGUUUCUCGAGCAGCCGAUCGCGCUCACCGCAGAUGCCUUCCGCGAAAAAGUUCGACCUGCAGGAAAAAAUCACCGACACCAGCUUUUUCGCCGAGCUCAUCAAGGAUAAGCACAAGCGCAAGAAAACCCUGCAGGAAAUUUUGGAGAACAAAGAGAAACAUGACGCUCCGAGCAGCAGCAGUAGUAUGGCUACUCUAAACGUCCAUACCGGUGGCAGUGUAUCAACGAUUGACAACGAAAACAGUGUCUCGAACGAUUGCAUCUCCGUGGGAGAAGGUAAUAAUGGUGGCCUGGGAUCGAACUCGAAUGGGUUCAAAGACGGCAACAGUGCCGAUGUUGGUACGCUUGCAUCGAACCUAAUCGAUAUACCAAUGCCGGCAGUAGAGACGGGGCCACGAAGCGAUCAGGUCGAUUCUCGUAGUUCUCUGUCCUGUCGUAUCGAUGUCAUUGGCGGUGGCAGUGGUCACUGCUAUGACGGGACCGUUAACAGCAAUGGGACGAACGCAACCUUCGACAGCACGGUUCCUGACUCACGAAUACCUGUGAUAAUGAACAGCGGCAGUAACGCUACGCAUCCUCAUCAAAAGCCCGUUUCCGCCAUCGCUACCAACGAGCCACUGACGAGCAAAGUCGACCUGACGAUGUCCGCAUCAAUGGACGCGGGCAAUCACAGUGCGAACCUCACUGGCACCCCCAUUUUGAAACCAAAAAGUCUCACCAAACUCCCAAUGCCACCGGGAGUGAACGUUGCCGAGCUGGUCGGUGCACAAACACCAAGUCCACCCGGACCCAUUAGCCCUGUGGCCAUGAGUAUGAAAGUAAUGGCCAUUCCUACCCUAACGACAACUGGCGGUGUACCGCAACUGGCCGUUACCGGUGCUGCCAGCAAACAGUUGCAAUUGCGAGGUGAUCAAGCAGCGAAAACUGGCAGUAGCAAUGUAGCGGCAAUGGCCGGCGCGUCUACCACGAUCGUUGGAAGCAACACUGGAAGCACUAAAAAAGGUUUACUAAAUCUACCAAUGCCACCGAUGGUACCAGGCUCGGAAGAUUUAAGCGGUGACGAAGAGCUGGGCUCUCCAAUACUUUCCAGCCAUCGCGAUGCAUCGGCGCAAAAGCAGUCCUCUUCUGGUCACAACAACAAUAACAAUAAUAACAAUCUCAACAAUCGCUACAAGAUUGGCAGCACGGCCUCGACAACGCCGGCACAGACCACGGGCGCUGCAAAACCUACCGCGCUUCAGCCGAGGCCAAGAAUUUUGAACAGGCGCCAUUCGCGCAGUAUGACAGCACCUAUGUCAGCUUCCGGCGGUAAAGAUUGGGGUGAACGAUGCGUCGAAGUGUUCGAGAUGUUGGACCAGAUAGGUGAAGGAACGUAUGGUCAGGUUUACAAAGCGAAAGAUCAGCAAACGAAAGAGUUGGUCGCGCUGAAAAAAGUUCGGCUUGAACAUGAAAAGGAGGGCUUCCCCAUCACGGCAGUGCGAGAGAUCAAGAUUCUCCGCCAGUUGAACCACAAGAAUAUAGUGAAUUUGAGGGAAAUCGUAACGGACAAGCAGGACGCCCUAGAGUUUCGCAAGGACAAGGGAUCGUUUUAUCUGGUGUUCGAGUACAUGGAUCAUGACCUGAUGGGACUGCUCGAGUCAGGUCUGGUGGACUUCAACGAGCAAAAUAAUGCCAGCAUAAUGCGCCAACUGCUGGAUGGCCUGAACUAUUGCCACAAGAAAAACUUCCUACACCGGGAUAUCAAGUGUUCCAAUAUUCUAAUGAACAAUCGCGGAGAAGUGAAACUUGCUGAUUUUGGUUUGGCGCGACUCUACAACGCGGACAAUCGGGAGCGCCCGUACACGAACAAGGUGAUCACGCUGUGGUACCGACCGCCAGAAUUGCUGCUCGGUGAAGAACGCUACGGUCCAGCGAUAGAUGUUUGGAGUUGUGGCUGCAUUCUUGGUGAACUGUUUCUGAAGAAACCGCUCUUCCAAGCGAAUCAGGAACCGGCCCAGCUGGAGAUGAUUUCACGCCUCUGCGGAACACCCACGCCGGCUGUUUGGGCGAACGUCAUUAAGUUACCACUGUUUCAUACACUGAAAUCGAAGAAACAGUACCGACGCAAGUUGAGGGAAGACUUUAUGUUCAUGCCCACACCUUCGCUCGAUCUACUCGACAGCAUGCUGGUUUUGGACCCCGACCGACGCGUCACCGCCGAGGAUGCGCUGAAGUCGAGUUGGUUAAAGAAUGUGAUACCUGACCAAUUGGCACCUCCGAAAUUGCCCACGUGGCAGGACUGCCACGAGCUGUGGACUAAGAAAAGGCGACGACAGCUUCGCGAACAACAGGAGUCAGCGCAAAACCUUCCGCCCGGCAAGCCAUCUGGUAGCACCGUCAAGAUGGAUGGUAUUAUGGGUGUUCCUGGUGUAGGCGGCAUUGCACCGGCAAGUGUGAAUAUGCUCUAAAUUACACCAAGUAGGGCGUUUUAAGCACCGUGGUACCAAAGGGGCGGUUAGAGGUUAUCACAUCAAGCAACGUUUCUGGAUGUCGGGUAAAGCAAAGUUUUCGUACUCUAGAAACAAGCAAAUUGGCUCCCACGAAACUUUUGCCCAGGUAGUCCACUUCCUUCCACGUGAUCACUUCGUAAUGGUGGUCUGCGGUCCAUACUAUAGGGAACAAUUAGGUUUUUAUUUUCAUGUUAUUUUUCUUUCCUUUUACCUUCUUUGAAAAAUGUACAUACAUAUGGAAAUGAAUGUACAUCGCACUCAUGUACAUAUUUGGAUGUAUCGUUGCUCGUACUAUAGUGGGCAUACAUACUUUAUACACGUAGAAAGAGUACACAAUGGCUUUUAGUCUUACUGAUAAAAAGCACCCUAUGUCACCUGAAUGAAAAAGGCGCUGACUGAAAACAUUGUCAAUAGUCAAUAUUCGAUUGGUCGGAAAUCCGAUCUCUCUCCGUUUUUCGUUUUCCUUCCGUAAAAUCCGGAUACGUCGCUCAACCUUGAUGCCUCUCCUACAUUAUUGUAUAAAUUUGUGCGAAUAAUAGACGGACUAAAAAGUACGCGAUAAGUAAUAAUACCACAAGGUCUCCCUCCGCCCGAAAGGGGUGCAGUGGAUCAAAGGAGGGUGCGUGCUUGCAUUAUCAUUUACUUAUAUAAAUUUUCAUCUGCACACUGCAGUCUCCAUAAGGCGAACAAGCUAAAAUAAUUUCCGUAAGGCAGCGAGCACAACCUGCCCCACCGUGUGCCCAAAAGACCCUCGAAGCAGCAAAUGGCAGAUCAAGCAGCAUCGUGAAGUGUCUUAGGAAUUUAAAAAAACAAAACUAGCAAAACAGGUAGACACUGAGAAAACGAAAAGGAAGGGCGUUACAUCGAUUGGCGUGUUUUGUAUCGAGGAAUGUGGGAUCGCCGGAAAGCUUUAUUGCGUCCUCGUCCAUCUUAACGGGAGGCCAGUUUCAUCGGUGUACUGCGGAUUAAGAAAUAUAUUGAAGGUAUCAUUGAAUAGAAAACGGAAUUGGUUCAUUUGAUCGAAAGGAAGUGUUUGCCGUGAAUUGUGAAGUUGUUCAAUCGAUUGAAAGAACUGAGUUUUGUUCGACAACAACACGGCUUAUCGGAUACGGAUACUGAACCAAGAGUGGUAGGGUAAGAAAUAUCAAUAACUUCAAUAAAACUAUGAAAGGUGCAACGGAGCAGUUGCGUGACUGAUUGAGACGGCGCCACCUCGCGUUUAUCAAGCAAGUGGCUAGCUAGUGGCGAAAGUUUCACAGAGAAUAACGAACGAAAAAGUACGCAAAUAAAACA